This is a messenger RNA of Dovyalis caffra, 666 nucleotides long. The record is from the annotation of a GenBank genome assembly. Lineage: Eukaryota; Viridiplantae; Streptophyta; Magnoliopsida; Malpighiales; Salicaceae.
AUGUUAAGUCUAGCAGUGGGAUCAUCAGUUUCUGCAAUGGCCAAGGUUUCAAUGCAUAAUACUAUUAAUUAUGCAAAUGGUAGUGGCAAAUCCACAGCCACGCAGCUUGGCUUCAUCAAGGGAUCACAACCACCACCCUCUCUCCUUUCCAGUGCUACUACCAAUAUUUCCACCUCCUUUAAGACUGCCGUUGCUGCUAUUGAUUCCAGCGAUCUCACUUCCUCUCCCACUCCUGCCAAGCAAGAAGCCAAAAAGUACUCCUUUGUUGUUGCCAAUGCAAAAUUCAUGCUGGAUGAAGAGGAGCACUUCAAGGAGCUCUUGUUUGAGCGCCUUCGUAACUAUGGAGAGCGUAAUAAGGAGCAGGACUUUUGGCUUGUUGUUGAGCCCAAGUUCUUGGACAAAUUCCCUAACAUCACCAAAAGAUUGAAGAGACCCGCUGUUGCUUUAGUCUCAACUAAUGACACAUGGAUCACGUUCAUGAAACUAAGGUUGGACCGUGUUCUAUCUGAUAGCUAUGAAGCUGACACCCUAGAAGAAGCGUUAGCCUCCAAUCCUACCACUAUAGAGUUUGAGAAACCAGAAAACUGGGUGGCACCAUAUUCCAAGUAUGAAUACGGAUGGUGGGAGGCCUUCUUGCCUGCUGGAUCAAGAGAAUCGAAAGUAUAG